Molecule: messenger RNA, 1170 nt
Organism: Lycium barbarum (goji berry)
Lineage: Eukaryota; Viridiplantae; Streptophyta; Magnoliopsida; Solanales; Solanaceae
Product: oil body-associated protein 2A-like
Exons: 4
Coding region: 79-801 (240 amino acids)
Source: RefSeq, a predicted model, not a curated record
AUCAUCCAUUUCAAUUACUACUACAAUUUAUUUCAAGAACCACUUUUAAUUUCAUCAACUCAAUAUUUUUCUAUCACUAUGGCUGCAACAACAAAAACCCAUGGUGGGGAGCAAGUUCCACCAGGAGCAUCCAUGUCAAUGGGGCAACACAUGAUAGACAAAGGGGCACAAAUGUUGCAAUCUUUGACACCCAUCAAGCAAAUGAGCCAACAUGUUUGUACUUUUGCCAUGUAUAGCCAUGACAUGCACCGUCAAAUUGAGACACAUCAUUACGUUACGCGUGUGAAUCAAGAUUUCCUCCAGUGUGCUGUUUACGACUCCGAUGAAUCCACCGGGCGCCUUAUCGGAGUGGAGUAUAUAAUAUCUGAUCGUAUCUUUGAAAGUUUGCCUCAAGAAGAACAAAAGCUUUGGCAUUCUCAUGCACACGAGAUAAAAUCAGGACUUUGGAUGAAUCCUAGAGUUCCAGAAAUGGUUGUAAGGCCUGAACUAGAAAGCCUUACCAAGACCUAUGGCAAAUUCUGGUGUACGUGGCAGACUGACAGAGGUGACAAGUUACCAAUUGGGCCUCCAUCACUAAUGAUGUCUCCACAGCCAGUGGAUUUGGGCAUUGUGAAAAUAGGGCUAGUCAAGAAAAGAGAUGACAAGUAUGGCAUAUCGACCGAUGCCAUAAAAACUACGAGGGGUGAUAUACCCGAGCCCACGCAUCUCAAUCCCAUGGCGGAUUAUUGGAUGGAGCACCACAAGGGUUUCGCGAUUGAUGUUGAAGAUCUUGAGAUGAAGAAGAGAGCACCAUUUCCAUGAGUCUAAAAAACUAGCACAUAGUUUGCAUCUAUGUUUAAUAUUUUGCUGGUUAUGUACAAUAUAGGCAUAUUGUAAUGUUUAUGUUGGGAUGAAACAAUAUGUUUAUGUCAAGCUUUUAGUAAUAUUGAUAGGUUGUAUCCUACGUAUAAUCAUAUUUGUGGAUUAUUGGAUGGAGCACCACAAGGGUUUCGAGAUCGAUGUUGAAGAUGUUGAGACGAAGAAGAGAGCACCAUUUCCAUGAGUCUAAAAAACUAGCACGUAGUUUGCAUCUGUGUUUAAUAUUUUGCUGGUUAUGUACAGUAUAGGCAUAUAUGAGUGUGUAUAUAUAUGUAAUGUUUAUGUUGGGAUGAAAAAAUAUGUUUAUGUCAA